GCUUACUUUUAGCCAUUGCUGUCAUCGUCUCUGCCCAAGAUAAUGGCCGAUGUGACGGACGCAUGUGUCCAGCAGUUUAUGAUCCAGUAUGUGCGAGUGAUAAAAGAACAUACAGCAACAAAUGUCGCUUCGCAAUUGCAAAGUGUGAGGUCGAAGCUGCCGGCAAAAAAGAAACAUUGACCAUCGUGAAUAAGGGAAAAUGCUCAGAGAAGAACGUUGAGGUUUGCAACGGAGUGUGCCCAGGAAUCUACGCACCCGUGUGUGGUAGCAAUGGAAAAACAUUUGGUACGUAUUAUCAAAGCGAUACGUUCGCCACCCAUAAGGACUCCCACUAUUCCAUUCAUAUUUAAAUGAGUUGAUCAUAAAAUAGUAGGUUAAUCUGC
Owenia fusiformis is the source of this 383-nucleotide messenger RNA. The record is from the annotation of a GenBank genome assembly. Lineage: Eukaryota; Metazoa; Annelida; Polychaeta; Sabellida; Oweniidae.